AUGUUCAUCGCUCUUUUGUGUACAUUCAGUCUCCUUGGUCCACUGUGUUUGAUAUAUAAGCCGCCUGGUUCGCUGAUCCGCUUCUUUCAACGUCGCUGGCCCGAUGUCAUAUUUCGUCACGCAACCGCCGAGAAAGUGGUCGCGUUGACCAUUGACGACGCCCCGUCCAUACACACGCGCGCUAUUCUCGACCUCUUAGAGUCAAAUGACGCGAUCGCCACAUUUUUCCUGAUUGGGUCUCAGGUACCUGGUAAAGAGGACGUUCUCGUCGAGCUAGUGCGCGCUGGCAACGAACUAGCCAACCAUGCGAUGCACGAUGAGCCAUCGCGUGGGCUCAGCGAUCCAGCUCUUGCGGAGCAAAUUCAGGCUGUGCAUGCCUUGAUUCAAAAUGUGUAUAGCGCAGUAGACCAGGAGGGGCCUGAGAAUUGGUUCUUCCGCCCAGGCUCGGGUCUCUUUAGCUCCCGAAUGCGACGCUUGGUCUCGAAGUUGGGCUAUCGACUUGUGCUCGGGGACGUCUAUCCCCACGAUCCACAGGUAGCAUUUGCAAAACUCAAUGCAAGGCAUAUCUUGAGCAUGGUGAAUCCAGGCAGUAUCAUCAUUUGCCACGACCGCAGAGAAUGGACGUUACCCAUGCUACAAGAGGUGUUGCCAGAGCUCAAGCGCCGCGGAUACCGGGUGCUCACUGUGUCAGAGCUGCUUCAGACGCGCUAA
Molecule: messenger RNA, 711 nt
Organism: Penicillium maclennaniae
Lineage: Eukaryota; Fungi; Ascomycota; Eurotiomycetes; Eurotiales; Aspergillaceae
Product: chitin deacetylase CDA4
Exons: 1
Coding region: 1-711 (236 amino acids)
Biological process (GO): carbohydrate metabolic process
Cellular component (GO): membrane
Molecular function (GO): hydrolase activity, acting on carbon-nitrogen (but not peptide) bonds
Source: RefSeq, a predicted model, not a curated record